AUGCCCAAGAAAAGUUGUGGGUGCGGUUGCGGCGCCAUGGCUUCCGCGACUCGACCGCGCACCGCCGACGCGCUCGGCGUUGCGGACAACUUCGCGAAAAUACUGCUGCCGCCCGAGUUCGUGCGCGCCCUGUCCGAGGCGGGAUUCAAGAAGCCCUCCCCGGUGCAGGAGGUGGCCCUGCCCCUUUCGCGCCUGGGCUCGGACCUUGUCGUCCAGGCCAAGUCUGGCACCGGCAAGACGCUUGUGUUUGCCGUGGCGUGCCUGGAGAGAGUCGACCCCGCGGCAGGCCACCCCCAGGCCCUGGUCUUGACCCCUACAAGGGAGGUCGCCGUGCAGGUGGCAUCGGAGAUCGAGAGGGUGGCCAGCGGCCUGCCCCCGCCUUACAUAUCGGUUGGCGUCUUCAUCGGCGGCGUGUCCGUGGCAGAGGACCGGCGCAGGCUGCGGCGCCGCUGCCAGGUGGUCGUGGGCACGCCGGGCCGGAUGCAGUGGCUGCUGGAGAGCCGGGAGCUGAGGGGGGAGACGCUUUCGACGUGCGUACUCGAUGAGGCCGACCAGCUAUUCUCCGGCUCGCUGAAGGAGGCCGUGGAACGGAUCGUGACCUCCCUGCCGAAGGCCAAACAGCUGAUGGCGUUCUCGGCGACGUACACCCAGGACGUGCAGACCCUCAUCGAGGGCCACAUGCGGCAUCCGCAGCGAGUGCUGACGGUCCCGAGGUCGAAGUCGGCCGCGCUGCUGGGCGUCAGGCACUGCUACAGCCUGGUCGAGGACGCCGGGGAUGGCGAGUUUUCGGCAAAGGUGGCUGCGCUCCUGGCUGUGCUGUCCUCGGUGUCGUUCCACCAGACUGUAGUGUUCUGCAACAGGCAGAGCGACGCCCAGGCGCUCGCGGAUCGGCUGACGCGCGCCGGCUUCCCCGCCGCGUUCAUUUCGGGCCAGAAGCCCCAAGAGGAAAGGCUGGAGACGAUGUCCGCCAUGAGGGGCUUUGAGCUCCGGGUGAUCGUGUCCACGGACCUUGUCGCCAGGGGUGUGGACCUGGAGAGGGUCAACCUCGUCUGCUGCCUGGAUGUGCCCCAAGACCCGGCCACUUACAUGCACAGGAUUGGACGGACGGGAAGGUUUGGAACCUAUGGGCUGUGCAUUGCCUUUGUGAAUCAGAAUGAGCUGUUGAAACUUCAGGCCUGCAUGAGGGAGUCAGCGGGCAGGGAAGCUGAGCCCCUGCCUGACCCUGUGCCUGAGGACUGGUACGCAUACCAGCUGGGAAGCCCAGAGGAGGAGGUGGCCUAUGAGAGGCUCCUCCAGGCGCCUGUUGUUCCGGAGCCGCUGCGUCACUUCCAAGAUGAACCAGAGCACUGGGUGGAUGACACAGGAGGAGCGGUGCUGGACUGGUGGAGGGACUGGAUGGGUAGGCGUGAGGGCAUCUGGGACGCCUGGGACCCUUACGAGUGCGAUGGCCACGGUGCGCAGGCUGCCGACGACUUCGAUGCAGAGAGCGUUGUGUACUCUGAAGAGUGCCUGCCAUCAGGAGAUUUGUGGCAGAGUGAAGACAGUGAUCCAUUGAGUGACCACGAAGCCAACACACCAGCUCAUGGUGAUGGGAGUGAGCCUGCAGACAACAGUGCUGAAUCCGAACGGCCAAGUGCCCUUCAGUUGCAUGUGCCCACAGAAUGUGCGCUGACAGAUAUCUUCGUGCCGGACAGCAAGCAGGCCACCGUAUUGUGUGCAGCAGAGGGCAGUUUGGACAGUGCUGGAAAAAGGAUAAUAGGUGAAGAAACGGGGGCAGAGCCUGUUGCUGAAAGGGGUGCUGGAGGCCACCACCCAAGGGAUUGUGGGUUUUCAUCUGCGCCCAGAAAUUGGGCACCAUCAACACAGCUGCCCCUUCCGAUGCCCAGCAAUGCCAGCCUUGCAGAUUCUGUCAAUCCUUUGGCAGCAUACAGCCAUUGGUUGCAGCAAUAUUCCUUUUGGGAUGCAUCCCAGCGCCUGGCAUAUGCAAAUUGGCAGGCAGAGUACAUGGAGUGGCAUGCGAGAUACAGCCAGUGGUAUGACGAAAUGCAGCGUGCUUUGAGCAUACACAAUGCACAAGUUGGGGGCAACAUCAACCCGCAAGUGAAGUGA
Molecule: messenger RNA, 2109 nt
Organism: Ostreobium quekettii
Lineage: Eukaryota; Viridiplantae; Chlorophyta; Ulvophyceae; Bryopsidales; Ostreobiaceae
Source: the annotation of a GenBank genome assembly